CUGAAGGGAAAUGAUUACUGUAACACAUAGACAUUACAUAGACGUUUAUUUUGUUUAAUUAUUACAAAAGUAAGGGCUAAGCUACGCUCUUUCAAUCGAAGAUUUAACCCGAUUCGACUCUAGUGCAAAACCUUGCGAUUAAAUAUUCUUCCCUCUUUUAGAUAAUAAAUACAUUUAACUCGAUAUUUUAGUUUUUGAUGUCUAAUAUUCGCCCAAACGAGCAUGUACUUAAUUCUAUAAUUGUUAUUACUUAGCAGUUACAAAUGUUACAAUGCUAUUAUUGAAGCGACAUACUUGACGUAGCACUUAGCGUGCGAACUACUGCUAACCAAGUGUUGCAAAUAUUUCCCUAUCGCCAGCGAUACCUAUAAAUCAUGUCAUGCAUGUUUCUACACAAUCUAAUUAUACAAUGCCAUGGUUCCAGAUACGAAAAGGAGCAGGGGAUGAAGAUUUCCGGCCGACACCGAUACCACUGAACGAGUGGCGCGAGGUGCGGGGAUGGCGGGGCGGGCGCGCCGACCGCGUGCCCACGCUGCAGGAGGUGCUCCACCAGCCCGCCCACUACUGGGAAGACGCGCUCCGCCACAGCGUCUACCUCACUCUCGUCAGGGACAAGAUAGACCAACUCAUAGCCAAGGGGAGCCCUGAACACAACGAUCUUGACGACAAAGACCUCUGGGACAAAAUCAAGCGAGCACCCUUCGAAAGAAAUGAUAACGAAGACCCUCCCAUGGUUGGCGAUGUUGUCAUGAUGGCCAAGGGUAAACUGAUGGAGGAGAGCGGCGGAUUCAGGUUCAAAGAAGACGACAAGUUCAAAGACAAGUGCAGGGAAAACUGCAUGGACGGCGUUAAAGCGCUCUGGUCAGUUAAGAGGAUACGACAGAGAGAUUCAGAUGUCACGGGGCGAUAUCAUUACGAGCUCACGUUCUCAGUGAUCACUCAGAAGAAACAUAAGAAGCAUGAGAAACCGGCGAGGACGUUCACUGUCAGAGAGACCGCUCCGGAGAGAAUUGUGGACGCGCCGUUGGAGAACCGGUAUUAUGAGCCUACAACGGCACCGGUACCGGUACCUGUACCUGUGCAGCCGGUACCGAUACCGACUCAGCCGACGCGCGCCGAGCGAGCCCUUUGGGUCCACAAGAACAUAGCUGCAAGGAACCAAGCGAGACAGCAUCAUAACGGCCUCGACAGACUAUGGUCCUCACUUUUCUCCGAUGAUGAAGAUGAUAUACCCCCACCACGGUACAAGCCCAAACAGUACCAACACAACCAGUACAAUCCACCUCCUCCUAUAUACCAACAGUAUUCCAAGGCAGGGUACGUUGGCUCGCCCAAUGACAAUCAGAAGGCAGGAUAUGUAGGCUCUCCGAGUGAGCAUCAUCAGAAGAAACUACAUACGUCCCACAAGCCCCACCACGUGUACAAAUACAGUAAUCAUUACAGCCGGCCUAUCCCCCCGCCGCCCCAGCCGCAUCACCAACAGCACUACCUGGACAUAGAGCAAAUAGGGGUCGUCAGCGCACCCUACCACCAGGAUCACAGACAUGGACCGCCUUACAAACCCGGGAAGACGCCACGGCCACAAGUGAUCCCGACUCCACCCAAUCCGGUUUUGCCACAAAAGAAUUUCACCAUCGAAACUACAACUCCAUUGAAACCGAGCAGUGAAGAAAAUACUCAGACUACUCAGAGACCUGACGUGCAUCCACCGAAAACUUAUAACAAACAGAAGCCGACGACGGUGAAAAUUAGCUACGUCACGGAUCAUGUCAGGCCGCCAGUCUACAACGCACCUCCUGGAGUUUUUGUGACAAUGGACAAGAAACCUUUCAAGCCGAUGCCACCUCUGAGACUCGUUCACUCGUCGAAGCUCCACAAGCCUCCUCGUCCGACCGACUUCAGACCCAGCCCUCAAGUUUUAGACGUUUCCUCAUUCUCAGAACCGGAUCCAUUACUUGACACUGCAUUUAGGCCGAUCACAGUGAGUUACGGGAACAGCAACACGACAGAGAAAGCUGUAGCCGCCAGCGACAAUCAUUUCCGAAAUUCGACCGUUAAGAAGCCACCGAAGAAGAACGAAAUCGUAAAUGCACAACGAGUUACAACGACAGCACCCGAGAUUAUAACCGCGCACAGUGUGGAAGAGGACAGCGACGCGGAGUGGACCAACGUGCUGGGCGCGUUCGCCAAGACCACGCCGAUGGCCGCCGAGACUACUACUGAGAAAGCAAAACCUAAAACUUCCGAAACAACUACUCCAAGUCCUGUGACAACGACAACGGUGUCAACAACAACCACGACAACACCAGCACCAACCACGACCACCAAGCGGCUACCCAAGAGAACAAAAACUACCACUACUACCACCACUGAGGAGCCCACGACAACGCCAAAGCCCAAGAAACGCACGCGUCCACCACCGAAAUUCACUAAACCAGAAAAAGUUAAGAAACACAAGCGCAUUACAACAACUACCACUACAACUGAACGUCCAAUCCAACGCAAAGAGCAAGAUCUGACUCCUCAAGCAAGUUCAGCGUCUGCAACUGCGCAAACUACUACGACAACGUCAACAACGACGACAACGACAACUACAACUACUACUCCAGAGCCAACGACUACACCAGUUCAUACAACGACAACUAGCACGCCACCUCCGACAACUACUGAAGCAACGACACCAGCCCCGGAUACUGAACCACCGAAAACAAAAAGCCGCUACAGGCAAUCAACGUUAAAAUACAGGAGUGUCCUAACAGGCCAUGAUAAGAAAGAGGAAAAAGCACGGACUGUCAUACCACCUACGGGUGUAAUCAAGCCAAGAAGGAAGGGAACUAAAUACACUAAUUACAUUACGUCUACACCUAAAUUCUCAGAUAUGCAAUUUGACGAUGAAGGUAAAGAAGAUCAUGUCGUCAGUCCGUAUAAAUCUAAAUCAGUAACUACUACGGAUUCUACGGCUAGCCAAGGUGCUUCGCAUUCAACUACCCCAGCCUAUGAAGAAGUAGCAGAUCAUGUUUACAUCACUAGUGAAUUACCAGAAUAUUCCUUUGGUCCUGACGAUGAUUUUGAUGAUUCCGAUCCUUAUGAAAGAUAUGAAAGAGAUGAAAAUCAGGAGCCAAGAGAAACAUCAGAGUUCCUCCCCUCUACAUCAGCAUUGGUAACUCCGAAUGAAACUACAAACGAAAUAGAAGAAAGUGAAGACGAGCCGGCAGACGCCACUGCACAAGUAGUAGUAACGACACCUUUAUCCGCGGCGAAAAACAAAACCAAGUGUAAGAAGAAGAAACUACAGACUCAUAACAACACUACAGAAGAAGUUAAGUCUGAAGAAUGGAGGGCAGAGGAAUCGAGUAUACACGAGACAAUAUCCGCAGAAAAGCCAGAGCCAAGGUCAGAAGAACCAACAAUAGAAAAUAAGACGCCUGAAACGACAAUAGAGGAUAAGAAACCGGAAGAAGAGGGGUUAAAAGUUCAAGCACUAGAACAAACAACUUCAUCAACUAGUACAACCACAACGGCUAAUCCAUCUUCAACGCCUGAUAUUUUCGAAGAAAUCUUCGGAGGAUUUACGUUCGACGAUUCUGUGACAGAUUCAAAGAAUAACGAGUCGUCAAAAAUAGACGAACAAGAAAGCACCCAUCAAGAACAAUUUAUAAAAGCGGAGGACGAUUUCGCUGAUUUCUUUGAAGCCUUCGAUGAGAAACACAGGCAACAUAGAGACGGGAAGUAUGAAGAUGAGUACGAAUAUGAUGAUAAAGAACGUUUAGAUGACGAAGAGCUUCAGUUUCCAGGAGACGAGGAUCGGAGAGGUUCGAGAGACGCGAAAGACGGGGACGAAUCGUAUGAAGAUUAUCAGGAACGUCCCUUCAGUUUAUUAGAACUCAUGGCCAUGGAGUAGACUGAAUUUUUGCAGUACCUUCUAAAGGAGCAUUUAGAUUUAUUGUCUACACUAUGUCCCGACUUUCGCGACUUUCUUAAGCGUCAUAGGGGUAAAAGUAUACAUACGAGACAAAUCAUCAUCCUCCUUGUGUUAUCCCGGCAUUUGCCACGGCUCAUGGGAGCCUGGGGUCCGCUCUGACUUUCUUAAGCGUCAUAGGAGUAAAAGUAUACGUGACAAAUAAUUUUUGGAAAUGCUUAAGGAAAACAGUGCUCCAGUGCUUGCGUUUUCGGGAUUUAAAUGCUCCUAAAAUACUCAUAUCAUAGCUUUAAUUCUUUCCUGCUCUGAUCUCAAAAUCUACAGACUUUGUAUCUCUCACUUACUGAAGAUUAGCUAGUUUGAGCCAGUAUGCCUUUGACCAAAUUUUUUAGUCAUCAUUUUACCUUUCUUCGAGAAGAUUGUAUCUGUUUGUAUGUUUAAAAACCACAGGAGUAGAACUCGUAGAUGUCAAAUUAAAGAUUUCGGUGAGUGGUGGAUUUUAGAGUCAAGAACACUGUUGUAAGCGUACGUAGGAUAAACGAGUUGUAUAACUUCAAACUUGGAUAAACCCAUAGAUAUAAAGGAAGGAGAUUGGAUAUGCCGGGAAAUUUGUAUUGUAUACGAGUGUCGCAAGUUCUUGAAAUCACACACACUUGUAGAUGGACGCUCCUAUUGGACUAUUGCGCAAUACACGAGCAUUUCCAUGUCUGUCAAAGAGGAUCGAGUAUUAUAGAGAGUUAUUGUCAAAGUAAAAUGU
Molecule: messenger RNA, 4676 nt
Organism: Leguminivora glycinivorella
Lineage: Eukaryota; Metazoa; Arthropoda; Insecta; Lepidoptera; Tortricidae
Product: mucin-5AC-like
Exons: 1
Coding region: 380-3901 (1173 amino acids)
Source: RefSeq, a predicted model, not a curated record